GGUUCUCCCUAGCCGGACAGAAGAACCCAAAAAAAACAAAAAAAGAAAAAUUCUUUGUCGAUUUCCCACUCUCUGGGCACCACAAAUUACCAGAGACGGUGGCUCGAAUAAAUUGAACUUACCAUUCUCAAUCAACUAACCCCACUUCUCUACUAGUUAUAAGACGUGCUUCCUUCCCUUUCAGAGAUAUUAUAUUCGUGAUUAAUGUUUGAUCACUAAAACAUCGAUGGCCAAUCCUUUAAAGAAGUUGGUUUCAUGUGUCAUCCUUGAUUUGGAUGGUACACUUCUCAACACUGAUGGUGUAGUAGGCGAGGUUUUGAAAGGUUUUUUGGGUAAGUAUGGGAAACAAUGGGAUGGAAGAGAAGCUCAAAGAAUAAUAGGAAAAACACCAUUGGAAGCUGCUGCAGCUAUUGUUGAAGAAUAUGGGCUUCCUUGUGGAAAAGAUGAAUUUCUCGCGGAACUCCAUCCUAUAUUCUCUGCUCGGUUAUGCAACAUUAAACCUCUUCCAGGUGCCAAUCGGCUACUUAAACAUUUGAGUGGUCAUGGCGUGCCUAUGGCUUUAGCUUCAAACUCUCCAAGAGGAAACAUAGAAUCCAAAAUUUCUUAUCACCAAGGUUGGAAGGACUACUUCUCCGUCGUUGUUGGUGGUGAUGAAGUGACCGCAGGGAAGCCAAAUCCUGAAAUAUUCUUGGAAGCAGCUAAAAGUCUAAACACCGAACCUUCAAGUUGCCUAGUCAUUGAAGAUUCUAUGCCAGGUGUUACAGCUGGUAAGGCUGCUGGAAUUGAAGUGGUUGCUGUGCCAUCUGUUCCAAAACAAGCUCAUCUUUACACCUCGGCAGAUGAAGUGAUCAAUUCUCUGCUUGAUUUGCAACCUGAAAAGUGGGGCCUACCUUCAUUUCAAGAUUGGGUAGAGGGAACUUUGCCAAUAGAACCCUGGUAUAUUGGUGGUCCUGUCAUUAAGGGAUUUGGUCGUGGGUCAAAAGUACUUGGAAUCCCUACAGCCAAUUUGUCAACAGAAGGCCAUUCAAGUCUCCUUUCAGAACAUCCUUCAGGGGUAUAUUUUGGUUGGGCUGGAUUAUCUACAAGAGGUGUUUAUAAAAUGGUCAUGAGUAUCGGUUGGAACCCGUAUUUCAACAAUGCUGAAAAGACUGUAGAGCCAUGGUUGCUUCAUGAAUUUAAUGAAGAUUUCUAUGGUGAGGAAUUGCAUCUUGUCAUAGUUGGCUAUAUUCGACCUGAGGUUAAUUUCCCAUCCCUUGAAAGCCUGAUAGCAAAGAUUCAAGAGGACAGAAAGAUUGCAGAGACUGCCCUUGAUCUUCCCUUGUACUCAAUACACAAGGACGACCCAUAUCUAAAAAGUUCUUAGCAUAGGGAAUGCAAUCAUUCAUGAUUUACUGGAUUUUCAUAACUUCCUUUGGUGACAAAUGCACCUAUUGGGAAGGACACUAUUGUUUCCUUAUUUCGAUCAAAUAGGUCAGUCCCAAUAAACACAAUUGGCAUGAAGCAAUGCCCAGUAAGGCAGAACGAUUGAUAAAGAUCAUGUAUUUCCUUGUUUAUUUUUUUCAAUUACUAUAUACUUGUAUUGGGAAACAAUGAAGAAAUGCAAUUGUUUUUGGAUUCAAUCUUUA
Molecule: messenger RNA, 1625 nt
Organism: Theobroma cacao (cacao)
Lineage: Eukaryota; Viridiplantae; Streptophyta; Magnoliopsida; Malvales; Malvaceae
Gene: FMN/FHY
Product: riboflavin kinase/FMN hydrolase
Biological process (GO): riboflavin biosynthetic process; FMN biosynthetic process
Molecular function (GO): riboflavin kinase activity
Source: RefSeq, a predicted model, not a curated record